Molecule: messenger RNA, 1533 nt
Organism: Notodromas monacha
Lineage: Eukaryota; Metazoa; Arthropoda; Ostracoda; Podocopida; Cyprididae
Source: the annotation of a GenBank genome assembly
AUGGCUCGUGGAAUUUUGGUUUUGUUUCUCUUCAUAUGCGGAGUGUCAGCUCAGAAUCUUGUCGUGAAAAAUGCCGGGCGAAAGGUUGAGUUGAAUCUGGUCUACUCCCACUUAUUGGUCCCGUACCCAUCGAAGAUUGUUCAGAACCAACCACAGCUCGUGAAAUAUUCCGGAAAUGCAUAUCCGUUUCUUCCUUAUGAAGUCGUAUCAGCUAAAACCGUUGUAACUUUGUCCUCAAAUAACAUUGAGAGUUACACGAAAGUUAAGCCCGUUUCAGUUACAGAUACGUCUAUUACGUACGGGCCGUAUGAAAACCUUCCAGCUUUCAGCGAGGAGGAAAUAACGGUGCAUUAUGAAAACAACGCACCAUUUCUUACUGUUGCUAGUUUGAAACGGUGGAUUGAAAUUAGCCAUUGGGGUGGAAACAUCGCAGUGGAAGAAGACGUUGAUGUCCUUCACACUGGGGCUCGUUUGAAGGGUGCCUUCUCACGCCAUGAAUAUCAGCGUGGUCAAUCUGGUCCUAGCUCGGUUGCUUCCUAUCGUACUUUCCUCCCAGCUGCGGCAUCAUCAAUCUACUACAGAGAUGACAUCGGCAACAUUUCAACGUCGCGGACGAAAAUUCUGGAAGAUACUGUCGAAGUUGAGCUUACUCCUCGAUUCCCACUUUUCGGUGGUUGGAAGACGAAGUACAAGAUCGGUUACAACGUACCGUCGUAUGAAUACCUGUACAGCAGAGGCGACAAUUUCAUUCUUCAGAUGCGCUUCAUUGAUCACAUCUUUGACGAAAUGGUAGUUGAUAGCGCCGAAGUUAGCGUGUUGUUGCCCGAAGGUGCGGAAGACGUUGAAAUCGUAUUUCCUGAAUAUCCGGGCAUUGAGAAGAAAGCAGAUAGCAUUUUCAAAACCUAUUUGGAUACAACCGGGCGCAAAGUCAUCACCGCCACAAAGAAAAAUAUUGUUGAGAACCACAUCCAGGAUUUCCAAGUCAAAUACCGCUUACCCUCCUGGCGACUGAUCUUCGAACCCUUGCUCAUCGUAGUUGCUUGCUAUUUAAUGUUCUUAGUCAUUGUGAUCUAUGUGAGGCUGGAUUUUUCGAUUUCGAAGGAUGAAGCUGUCGAAGCUCGAAUGAAAGCCGCAGGUGUGUUGGAGAAUGUUCUCUCGACUCAAGAGAAGCGAGAUGCUAUUUACACAAGCCUUGAUGCUGCAAUCCACACUCUGAAGUCAAGCAAGGACGUUAACGGGUUUCAAAGCGCGUUGAAGAACAUCAAUGCAGAUCACAAAAAUUUGGCUCAAUCGCUUGGAGAUCAAGUUUCGCGAUUGCGGUCUCUUGGUGUUCCGGACCUAGCUGACAAGAUUUUAGACUUGCAGAAGUUGGACAAAACCCUGAAGGAUAUUGUUGGACAGCAAGUCAGUCUUGCUGAACGCCUUGUGGGAAACAAAAUUGCCAAGGGGAAUUAUGUCACCGAAGAUGCAACCCUGGGGAAGAAACGCGAAGAGCUUUUGGAACGCAUUCAUUCGAUAAUUGGGUCUCUGUGA